AUGGUGAACAGCCUUUGGUUCAAGUGGAAAAGCCUUCGCCUACCAUGGCGCAAAAUGUAUAUUGUCGGCCAGGACCUCGCCGGGAACACCUUCUGGGUAUUCAAGGACGUGGCAAAUGCCAAUCGACUACGUCGUAUCGUUAAAUUUGACCCCAGAGCCCACUUCGACGAGGUCCAAGUGACGCCGCAAUGGCACCAAUGGCUUCGAUACCUCCGAGAAAACCCGCCGACCAUUGAGGAACAGCGACAAGACCUCAUGCGCCAGGCUAAUAUGAAGAACCUCGCUCGACUCGCCGACGAACGUUGGGCCAGCAAGCCGUCUUUCCUUGAUAAACCUCCGACACAACAGCCAAAACCUACACCACAAAACAGCCAAGCUACCGAAAGCACAAAACCGGACAAUGCCACCUCAACACAAAAUGCAUCGUCCCCCGCAGAGCCAACGCCACAACCUGAACCCGUUCCCGAGACAAAACCCAAGAAACCAGAGAAUCCAUGGGAUAAGGCUGUUAACCCAGGAGAUGACUGGCAACCCGAGUCAUGGACACCUAAAUCCCAUCGGUGA
Molecule: messenger RNA, 564 nt
Organism: Penicillium cinerascens
Lineage: Eukaryota; Fungi; Ascomycota; Eurotiomycetes; Eurotiales; Aspergillaceae
Exons: 3
Coding region: 1-564 (187 amino acids)
Biological process (GO): mitochondrial respiratory chain complex I assembly
Cellular component (GO): membrane
Source: RefSeq, a predicted model, not a curated record